Molecule: messenger RNA, 2107 nt
Organism: Aspergillus saccharolyticus JOP 1030-1
Lineage: Eukaryota; Fungi; Ascomycota; Eurotiomycetes; Eurotiales; Aspergillaceae
Product: putative Sin3 complex subunit (Stb2)
Exons: 1
Coding region: 238-2013 (591 amino acids)
Cellular component (GO): Sin3-type complex
Source: RefSeq, a predicted model, not a curated record
CGCCCCUCGCCUGCCACUGAAGCAAAGUUCCACCAUCUGUACCGGACGAGUGAGAGAGUGCCGCUUUAUAGCGCAGUGGUUGAACUGGUGAAGCAAUGCCAGAUUGCUUUGAUGAUGUUCGGCAACUUGGCUCCGGAGUAUGUGGACGGGCUGCUCUGUGAUAUGACAGAGGCUGCUAUAGCCGACUGGUGGACCGAGAUUGGCAUGGAUUUGUACAAUAUCGAACCCAGUGAUAGCAUGCUGGGCCCCAUUUCAGUCUCUGCUCUGCUGGGGACCCUGAUUGGGGCCCGGAAUCGGCUCCAUGCAUUCGGUGCUCCCGUCGGCAAGGACGCGUUUGAUAUUGAGAACCUCGAACGGGGGAUUGGGAGCUUUCAGAAAUCGCAGAAGAUGAAACGGACCAGACGGCUGGACCGCCAGACCCUCGACCGGUUGCAUCGCGUGACUGCGAAAGCAGCAAAUGCCGAGGGCUGGACCGAUGCUGUGAAGUCGACGAUGGCAGAGUUGAGUGGGCAUGGCGGUGAGAUGGUCAUGGGAAUGGUGCGGGGUCGCGAAAAGGGCGGCAUCGCAGACAUCGAGACUCUGGACAUCGACACCUUUGCGCGCCUGGUCAAAGGCGAGAGGGCAAAGUGGCUGUGGAGGGGCAAACCGCGCAAGGGUGGCAUCGGCGAGUCAGUGAUAGGCGGACCGGCCGCAGCGGACAUGGUCUUCACCUCUGAUGAGCAGGGAGGGUACCUCUGGACGACGCGCAAAAGACAUUCUCAGGAGGACAUGACGGCGGAACGGCUUCGCUCGGAGGCUGAUCGCUCACAGAAGCCCCCAGCGCCAGGCGUCCCGUUCGACGAGAAGGAUCAGAACCUGAGCAGUAUAGUGCGGAGAGGCGUCAGUGGAAAAGUAUCCGACGCACGAGCUGGAUUUGGCAGGUUCAAAGAUGCAGUCGGCCUACGGUCGCAUCCCUCCAAGCAUACCAGGGAGGGGCAAUAUGGGUAUGGCGACUCGUCUCACCUGCCGCCGAUCGACAGUGAUACCGAACCGAGCCAAUUGAACAAACCCGACGGCGACGCGAACACCGCGGACCAAGCAAGUAUCCAUGAGUCCGAAGGCCGAGCUCCCAACGAAGACGCCGCCGAGUCUGUGCCCAGCACUGUGCCCCCGCAAUCGCCCGAAGCCAAGGCACCCGCCAUAACGGUGGAGGAAGUUCCGGACAACGUCGACUCAGAGUCUGCCCGCAAGGUCUCGGCCAUCUACCAGCCAGAAAACGAAGCAGCGCCCGACGAAGCAGAACGUCAGCGAUCGCCUUCGAGCGACGUCUCCGCCGACAGGGAGCGCACCCCCGAAAUCGGGAUCAUGCUGCUGCGCCGGCCCCAAAGCUGCGUCCAGCUGGGCGACGACCCCGAGCUCAUCCCCGAACGCGCCGAGGGCCACUGGCCGCGCCACCUAUCCUUCAGCACCGUGGAAGAGGUCGUGCUCGGCUGGGAAGGUGUUGGAGCAAGCAGCAGCAGCAGCCUCCAGGAUCGGCCCGACGCCUCCACCUCCUUGGAGGAGGCAAUCAUCGAGGAAGACAUCCAGGCCGCCGACGCCCGCCUCUUCAGCGCCCGCAUCCGAGAGCUGAGCGAGCAAACCGUGCCCUGGGUCGAGCAGCAGGUGGCUUCGGUCGACGGGCUGAACCGCUGCCUGCACGAGAGCCACGAGAAGAUCAACGCCGCCUACCUGGAGCGGCUCGCAGUCUUCGAGCAACUGCGCGGCCGCUCCAGCGAUCAGUUGACCGAGGAGCACACCCACCUCACGGACUACAUGCGGCGCGUCGAGCUGAUGGGCGCCAAGCUGGACUACGAGCUCCACGUCCUCGAGUCCAAGGUCGGGGAAGUCGAGACCGGGCUGGCCGAGUUCGAACGCCACGUCGCCGAGGUGGAGACCCGCGUCCGCUUGCUGGUGCGCGGCGAGAAAGACAGGAAGGCGGAUAAGGAAGAUUCCUGGUUGACUUGGUUGGGCAAGCUGGCGGGGUUUUCGAGAUGAGUUGAAUUGAGAGGGUUUUUUUUUUUGUUUUUUUUCUUUUUGGCCUGGGGCGUGUCGAGUGGAGUGGGGUUUGUAUGUCGAUCGGUAUAGGUGC